Messenger RNA from Pestalotiopsis fici W106-1, 789 nucleotides. RefSeq lists its product as uncharacterized. Bases 1 to 789 code for a protein of 262 amino acids. The record is from RefSeq and is a predicted model, not a curated record. The transcript is spliced from 3 exons. Gene Ontology annotation, cellular component: endoplasmic reticulum membrane. Gene Ontology annotation, biological process: ceramide biosynthetic process; ceramide catabolic process. NCBI's taxonomy places the organism in Eukaryota, Fungi, Ascomycota, Sordariomycetes, Amphisphaeriales, Sporocadaceae.
AUGCUGGACUCUAUCCUCAGUGCCCUCUCUUUUCCGUACCACGAACCCCGGGAGGGCUACUGGGGCGACAAGACAGUCACCCUGAAUUUUUGCGAGGAGGACUAUGUCAUCAGCUACUACUGUGCCGAAUUCUGCAACACCUUGACAAAUCUCCUUUUUAUCUGGCUCGGUCUGAAAGGGAUUAGAGACUGCCUCAAGUAUGGCCAUCCCGCCAUCUUUGUCGUCGCCUUUAUAGGCUACAUGGUUGUCGGCACUGGUUCGACCUUGUUUCACGCUACGUUGAAAUACCCCAUGCAGCUGGUUGAUGAGCUCUCCAUGAUAUAUACAACUUGUCUCAUGUGCUUUGCCACGUUUUCCUAUCGGAGGUCUCGCGUCUUCUCCAUCCUGCUCGGAGCGGCUCUCACUGGGCUGGCAUGGUUCAUCACGGCACGAUACUACCACACCAAAGAUCCACAAUUCCACCAAGACGCCUACGCCGUUCUCACGGCCGUCGUGGUCUUCUCAAACAUGUGGAUUAUGGAGAAGUCUGUCCGCCCGGCCCUGGAGAAGCGCCAACAAGAACGCUCGCCAGCAUCCCGCGUGCCUACGGCGGAUGCCAUCAUCAAGGACAUGUGGAUUCUUGUGGCUACUGGUCUUACAAUAUUUCUGGGCGGAUUUCUAAUUUGGAACCUCGACAACGUCUACUGCAGCACGAUCCGCCCCUGGAGGCACAAUCUAGGACUUCCUUGGGCUGUGGUUCUAGAAGGUCACGCUUGGUGGCAUCUGAUGACUGGAAUCGGAGGUGAGUAG